UCAAUGAAGUUCUGAGAUGAAAACAAGCAUUUCAUGUUCUCAUCGAGCACCAUAAUUGCAUGAGCAUAUCUGGAAAUGUGGAGAAGCAGGGUGCAACGCUUGUAUCUUUCCAGCUGUCAUUUUCCUUUAAGAUGAUGUAAGGCUCAUCUCCCUAAGAAUGGUCUCCCUCCCCCGUCCAAAGCCUCUCUCAGCACGCUGCAUUCAUUCGCACUACGCUGCUGGUGCUCUGGAGAGUAAGGAUGCUCAAACUUCCCAACGCACCCUCCUUUCCAACUCGAGAAAUGCUGGGUGGGUGCCAGAUACAUGUAGACUAACUGUUCUGAACGGACAGAGAAGGAAGUUGAAGCUGUCUUGGCUGGUGCAGUUUUUCAUUUUUUAUAAGCAGAACUUAUUUUUGGAUUUUCAGCUGGAGGUUACAUGAGCUGCACAAUUGGUUCCCAUGGUGUGCAUCGCCAAAAUGGCCCUGACUGAAAAUUGCAGGACUUAUCAAACGCCCAAGGACAGUGGAUGUGCUCAGAGUUGCUCUUCAGAUGUGGUUGAGCUCAAUGUAGGUGGACAGGUGUACUACACGCGCCAUGCCACCCUCACCAGCGUGCCAAACUCACUGCUGGGUAAAUUAUUCUCCACUAAAAAGGACAUUUCCAACGACCUCGCGCAGGACAUCAAGGGACGCUUCUUCAUUGACAGGGACGGAUUUCUGUUUCGAUAUGUGCUGGACUAUCUCCGAGAUAAGAACGUCGUCCUGCCGGAUUAUUUCCCGGAGAAAGGGAGGCUGAAACGGGAGGCUGAGUUCUUCCAGCUGCCCGAGCUCGUCAAAAUCCUCACCCCAGAUGAUUACACUCACAGUGAUUUUGACGAAGCGUCCCAGGGAAGCGAUCAGAGGUUGUUCCCCGCGUCUUACCUGGACGCGCGCGAUCGGCGCUACGGCUUCCUCACGGUGGGAUACAAGAGCUCGUGCGCGUUCGGGAGGGACGCUGAUCCAAAACCUCGAGGAAUACCCAAAAUCUUUAUUUGCGGAAGGGUCGGUCUGGCUAAAGAAGUUUUCGGGGACGCGUUGAACGACAGCCGGGAUCCUGACCGACCACCUGAGCGAUACACUUCCCAGCUUUACCUCAAGUUUCGCCACCUGGAGCGAGCGUUUGAUAUGCUCGCGGAGAGCGGAUUCCACAUCGUCGCGUGCAAUUCAUCACUCACCACAUCUCCUCACAACAGACACACAGACGACAGAAACUGGUCCAAUAACACGGAGUAUGUCUUCUACCGUGGCCCAUCCGGAUGGUCUUCUUCUCACUGCGACUGCUGCUGCAAGAGUCACAAGAGCGAGCGCGAGGGUGAGAGCGGCACUUCCUUCAACGAGCUCUCCACUUCCUGUUCCGAGUCCCAGUCAGAAGCCAGCUCUCCCCAGGAAACGGUCAUCGUGCGUCCGGUCACCCGCCAGCCCAACAUCCAGACUUUGGACCGGCCGGUGAAAAAGGGUCCGACCCCAAUUCCCAGGAGAACUGAUCUGCUUCGCGUGCGGACCACGGGGCCACGUGACGUCAUGGCAGGGAAGAGGAAACCGGCCAAGGAGAAGCUGACCCCAGAGCAGGAGCUGGAGAAAUGCAUCCAGGACUUCCGACGGAUUAAAAUUCCAGCACGCUUUCCGGAGAGGAAGUACAUGUGGCAGUCGGAGCUCUUGAAAAAAUAUCAGCUCUGAAAUGAUUUCCUGCAGGCUCACUGAGCCUAUUAGUGCAACACAACAACGCGCAUAAGAUGACAUCAUAAUUCUUCUUUGCUUGGGCUUAAUUGGCUCGUCUGUGUAAUCAUGCAGCAAGAUGCACAAUUAACAAUUCAGUGAACCUCAAGUGACUCCUAAAGGGACCAGUCCUGUUUUGCUAGCAAGCACAAUGACAUUAAACUCUAAACCGAUUUCACAGCGUCUAGACAAACCUCUCAAGUAAAAAAACAGAUUGUACUGUAUAUAUACAAAAUAACCAAGUGUGUAUUACCCGUUAAUGCUCAAAGUUGGCGCACGGACAGCACUUUUGUACGGCAUUCCACCUGUUAAUGCAGCGCACAUCAGAGAACUGUAGGAUUUGUAUGUGAAUGCGGUUUGCAUCAUCCGAUACUGUGUUCAGCUUAUGGAGAGUAUCAAUACAAAUCGACCCUUUAUUUAAAGAGUUUAAAGGUGCGGUCAUGUUUACCAUUGCUUGACAAAAUUGCACAAGCAAAAUCCAUUCAUUCCAAUGCAAAAAAGGUGGUCGAAUGAAUUUUAUGCGCUGGUUUGAAAGUGACUUCUGUGUGAGCUGUAUUGACAAUGGACCUUCUUUUCACACGAAAUUUCGUGAUCGCACCUUAAGAAAGCACAAGUGAGUAUGUUCUUGCGGUAGAUGCAUGUUAUUUCACUCAAAUAGAGUAAUGGCUCAUAUCAAUGCAUUUAAUUUGUGAUGUGAUCUACAUUAUUCACCAAACACCAUUCACCAUUCAUCCAAACCCAGCUGAAACACACCAGGACGAUCGGACUGAAAUAUUAGGCUGUUUCUGUUUGUCAUUGUGAACAUUUGUGCUGAGACUUUUGAUUUUGCUUGUGGGUAUACGAGGAUUUUUUUUGUUGUUCUGAAUGUGCAAUGAAUCAUUAAAUGAACUGGGUUUAAAGUACAGUUUGUUCAUUUGAGUUGUUCUAAUCCUGACACAUUGCAAUGCUGCACCUCUUACGGUUUUUACAUUAAAGUAGGCGCAG
Messenger RNA from Megalobrama amblycephala (Wuchang bream), 2719 nucleotides. RefSeq names its product potassium channel tetramerization domain containing 16a (gene kctd16a). The record is from RefSeq and is a predicted model, not a curated record. Gene Ontology annotation, biological process: regulation of G protein-coupled receptor signaling pathway; protein homooligomerization. The transcript has 3 exons. Gene Ontology annotation, molecular function: protein binding. NCBI's taxonomy places the organism in Eukaryota, Metazoa, Chordata, Actinopteri, Cypriniformes, Xenocyprididae. The coding region runs from base 440 to 1696 and encodes 418 amino acids. Gene Ontology annotation, cellular component: postsynaptic membrane; presynaptic membrane.